AUGGCUUCCUCAACAAAAUACCAUUUCAUUUUCUUGCUAAUCACAUUUCUAGUUACCUCCGAAACGUGUUUAGCGUCUGUAAACUUUUCACCAGUCGAUGGAAGUCUCUUGUUCUCACAAAAACAUGUUGUGAUAUACAACACAUUGAACUCACAUGACGCAAUGGUCGUGCAUUGUAAGAAUAAAGGGGAAGAUUUGACAUUUCCUGCGAUCCAAUCUCAACAAAGUGUAGGUUUCAAGUUUCGUGUUAAUCUUCGUCGAACAACAACGUACACUUGCACAUUUACGUGGCCAGGAAAUGCGAAGACGUUUGAUAUCUUUAGAGCUGAUAGAGACGAUAAUUCAAAAAGCAAAAUUGGAGUUUGUAGUGAAUGUAUUUGGUAUGUAACUGAGUCAGGUCCAUGUCGUGUUAGACGCGAUGGAGGGACUCCUUACUGUUUUCCAUGGCCGUGA
Molecule: messenger RNA, 453 nt
Organism: Capsella rubella
Lineage: Eukaryota; Viridiplantae; Streptophyta; Magnoliopsida; Brassicales; Brassicaceae
Product: S-protein homolog 5
Exons: 1
Coding region: 1-453 (150 amino acids)
Source: RefSeq, a predicted model, not a curated record